ACUCAUUGUCCUCUGUGAAGUCUUGGCUGUUCGCCUGCCAUUGUGUUGUACGUCCUCCUUGCUGACGGUCGCCUCUUCAGAAAUCUUUCGGAUUUCAAGUUCAGCCGUCUAUAUCAAGUUGCUGUAGUUUUUCUUCGCUUUUGUCCUAGUCUGAAAAACUACCAGCCAAAAUGUUUGAAGCACGUUUGGUUCAGAGUGUGAUCCUCAAGAAAGUUCUUGAUGCCAUCAAGGACCUUCUCAAUGAGGCUACUUUUGAUUGCUCGGACUCGGGUAUCAAACUUCAGGCUAUGGACAACUCUCACGUCAGCUUGGUUUCACUCAGCCUGCGGGCUGAUGGUUUUGACAAAUACCGAUGUGACCGCAACCUCUCAAUGGGCAUGAACUUGGCCAGCAUGACCAAAAUUAUGAAGUGCGCUGGUGCGGAAGAUGUUCUUACCAUGAAAGCGCAAGACAACGCUGACACCGUGACAUUCAUGUUUGAAUCCCAAAACCAAGAGAAAGUAUCAGACUAUGAAAUGAAAUUGAUGAACCUGGAUCAAGAACACCUUGGCAUUCCAGAUACUGACUAUUCAUGUGUUGUUAAAAUGCCAUCUGGUGAAUUUGCCCGAAUCUGCAGAGAUCUUAGUCAGUUUGGAGAAUCUGUUGUGAUUGCAUGCUCUAAGGAAGGUGUCAAGUUCUCUGCUGUUGGAGACAUUGGAUCAGCCAACAUCAAAUUGGCUCAGACUGCAAAUGUGGACAAGGAGGAGGAAGCUGUUACCAUCGAAAUGCAGGAGCCUGUAACUUUAACUUUUGCCUGCAGAUACCUUAAUUCAUUUACCAAAGCCACGCCUCUUUCUGGCCAGGUUCAGCUUUCAAUGUCAGCAGAUGUUCCAUUAGUGGUAGAAUACAAGAUAGGUGAAGUUGGACACAUUAGAUAUUAUCUUGCCCCCAAGAUUGAAGAUGAAGAAAGCCACUGAUUUUUUAAAAACAUGUAUGUAUUGUAAUUUUCAACCAUUUCUCAGUCAUUACUGUCUGUCAUUCUCAUUCAACACCCAUGCCUA
Messenger RNA from Frankliniella occidentalis (western flower thrips), 1040 nucleotides. It is a transcript of the gene PCNA, whose product is annotated as proliferating cell nuclear antigen. Gene Ontology annotation, cellular component: PCNA complex. The transcript has 5 exons. The record is from RefSeq and is a predicted model, not a curated record. The coding region runs from base 171 to 956 and encodes 261 amino acids. Gene Ontology annotation, biological process: translesion synthesis; leading strand elongation; regulation of DNA replication. Lineage: Eukaryota; Metazoa; Arthropoda; Insecta; Thysanoptera; Thripidae. Gene Ontology annotation, molecular function: DNA polymerase processivity factor activity; DNA binding.